Molecule: messenger RNA, 1611 nt
Organism: Cyphomyrmex costatus
Lineage: Eukaryota; Metazoa; Arthropoda; Insecta; Hymenoptera; Formicidae
Product: major facilitator superfamily domain-containing protein 6
Exons: 9
Coding region: 1-1611 (536 amino acids)
Cellular component (GO): membrane
Molecular function (GO): transmembrane transporter activity
Source: RefSeq, a predicted model, not a curated record
AUGCAAAUAAAUUAUACGCAAUUGCUUAUAAAGAUGCACUACUUCUUUUUUCUAGGAAGUGCAGGCCCUGUUUUCCCAUUUCUACAAGUCUACGGAAAACAACUUGGUAUUUCACCAUUAAUUAUUGGUAGCAUCAACGCAAUUUUGCCAAUAUUAACUUUAAUAGCAAAACCAAUAUUUGGUUUCAUCAUGGACUAUUUUCAAACAUGGAGGAAAGUGAUUUUUCUAUCAUUGCUUGUUAUUGCAAAUAGCUGUUAUGCUAUAAUACUUUUUUUACCACCAUUGCCGGGUCCAAUUUUAUCUGAAAAUCACUUUCAAAAUGUAUCUUGUGAAACUUUACCACAUUGCAAUAUGAAAUAUCAUGCAUCAGCAAUUGCAUCGUGUAACGGUAUGAAAGACACUACAUGUCAUUGGAUAUGUGAAAAUACGAAUUUUUCUAUGCAAUUGUCUUUUCAUGGAAACCAAAACAAAGCAAUUAUUUCACCAGAUACUACAUGCUUAUUAAAUAUAAAUGAGAUAUCAUUGUGUCAAGGAAAUUUAACGAACAAUUAUAAUUGUAACGUUACUUGUGACAAUUUCAAAUAUGAACAAUGUCUGUAUACAUCUAUAAUUUUUUGGAGUUUUGUUCUUUUAAUGUGCAUUGGCGAAAUUGGUUUUUUUGUUUUCAUCAGUAUAAGCGAUGCGUUUUGCUUUGUCAUAUUAGGGCAAGAUAAACGGUUGAAAUAUGGUAAGCAGCGAUUAUGGGGUGCAAUGGGUUACGGUGUUGUUGCAUGUUUAUCUGGAUAUAUGGUAGACUUAUGGUCAUACGACAAAGUCUACAAAAAUUAUAUACCGUCAAUGCUUCUUAUGCUGGUAUUUACUUGCAUCGAUUUAAUUUGCUGUAUAAAACUGGAGCUACCAUUUCAAUCAGAAUCGACAACUAUAUUAAAGGAUGUGUUUACACUUUUGAAAUCAAAAUCAAUCGUUAUAUUUUUGUGUUUUUCUGCAUUUAUCGGCAUCCUUAAUAGUAUCAUGCGUAAUUUUUUGUUGUGGUAUGUAGAAGAUCUCUCUAUUAUGACUGGUUAUAUGGACAGAAUUAAAUCUAUAGAAGGUUUGAUUGUAGCGGCACAGAGUUUCAGUGGUGAAGUAAUAUUCUUCUUUUUAUCUGGCAAAAUAUUAAAGAAGCUCGGCUACGGUUAUACUUUUACAUUAUGUUUCAUAUGUUACGCACUUCGGUUGGGCUUAAUAUCUGUAGCGCCAACGCUGUGGUGGGUUCUUCUUAUAGAAUUUUUCAUGCAGGGACCAUCGUAUGCACUCAGUUUUACAACAGUAGUAGCGUACGGGAACGUAAUAACACCCACUGGUGCCUCAGGUACCGUUCAAGGACUGGUUCAAGGCAUGAUUGAUGGUUUAGGAUUCUCGGUUGGUAGUUUGGUAGGUGGUAUCUUAUUUAAAAAAUUUGGCGGUACAAUGACGAUAAGAAUAUUUUCAGUAUUUGCGGCAUUUUCUGCAUUAACAUAUUUUAUACUUUACAUUUUAUAUUUGAAGCGUAAAACAGUAGAUACACGAAAUAAUAUUAAAUGGAGGGAACUUGACAAUGCACGGAAACAUUGUACUGUAGCAGAUACUUGA